AUGGCUCUUCUGCCGCUUCGCACAAAGUUCAAAGGUCCAGCUCCGAAGGAAGCCGACAAGGACAUAAUUGAUGAAGCUCUGUACUAUUUUAAAGCGAACAUGUUCGCCAGAAAUUUCGAGAUUAAGUCUCCUGCUGAUCGCACGCUGAUCUACCUUACGUUGUACAUCGUCGAAUGUCUGAAACGCUUGCAGAAGUGUUCAAAUAAAACUAUUGGCAUGAAGGAAAUGGCAUCGUUUGCUUUGAGUCAAGACAUUCCUGUACCCGGUGAGGCCAAUUUUCCUCUCAAUGCUUAUUUCAAGGCUCCUUCGGAUAGAGCUGAAGAAGGUAUUGUUAAGCGUUUUAUUGAAUUUUUUACAUUUUCAUACUAUCCAAAAUCGUCAGUAACAAUUGGAUUUUAA
This is a messenger RNA of Soboliphyme baturini, 399 nucleotides long. Lineage: Eukaryota; Metazoa; Nematoda; Enoplea; Dioctophymatida; Soboliphymatidae. The record is from the annotation of a GenBank genome assembly.